Corythoichthys intestinalis (scribbled pipefish) is the source of this 2018-nucleotide messenger RNA. RefSeq names its product solute carrier family 39 member 1 (gene slc39a1). Gene Ontology annotation, biological process: zinc ion transmembrane transport. Gene Ontology annotation, molecular function: zinc ion transmembrane transporter activity. Gene Ontology annotation, cellular component: plasma membrane. The coding region runs from base 170 to 1084 and encodes 304 amino acids. The transcript has 4 exons. The record is from RefSeq and is a predicted model, not a curated record. Lineage: Eukaryota; Metazoa; Chordata; Actinopteri; Syngnathiformes; Syngnathidae.
AUAGUCACAAGGGGUGUUUCGAUUUGUCGGGCUCCAUCGUGGAAGGAGUGAUUGAUUCUUCAUCAAGGCACAAUGGUUUAUCUGUUUGUUUCGAUGAAUUAGUCUCAUGUAGCCACACAAGUAACUUCAUUAGUGGGCGAUUAGGCAGCGAGCUUUUCUCUGACACACGAUGGAUUUUUUGCUUCAAGUGAAAAUAGGUGCUCUCGUCGGCUUGUUGCUACUAACCCUUUUUUUUGGAUUCAUCCCCGCCAGAGUCAAAUGGUUCAGAGACACAAACGGGACAGAGACUCAUCGCACAGUUUUGAGUCUGAUAAGCUGCUUCGCUGGUGGAGUUUUUCUGGCAGCAUGUUUGCUCGAUAUCAUUCCGGAUUAUCUGGCAGACAUCAACGCUGUGCUGGACUCCAACAUGAUAGAGAUAGACUUCCCCCUUCCUGAGUUCAUCAUGGCUGCAGGUUUCUUCACAGUCCUGAUAUUGGAAAGGAUCGUCUUGAACUGUCGGGAGACUAGGGGGACUCUGGACGAGCAGCAACCCCUUGUACAGGAAAACAGAAAUGGCCACAACCACGUCCACGGUGCUACCAGGAGUACAGAUCUGGAGAGCAGCGGCCACCACGUCCACGUUGACUUUGAGGCUCACUCACCUUUUCGCUCGUUCAUGCUCUUUCUCUCGUUGUCGCUGCACUCAAUUUUUGAGGGGCUCGCUAUUGGGCUACAGAACACUGACUCAAAGGUGUUGGAGAUCUGCAUCGCCAUUUUAGUACAUAAGAGCAUCAUCGUGUUCAGUCUAUCAAUCAAGCUGAUCCAGAGUGCAAUUCGUCCCAUGUGGGUGGCCGCUUACAUUGGAGUGUUUGCCGCCAUGUCCCCAAUAGGCAUCGCCAUCGGCAUCAGCGUGAUUGAGGCUCAGCCACCUGCCGGCACACUCAUCCAGUCCGUCCUGGAGGGCCUGGCCGCGGGGACCUUUAUCUACAUCACCUUCCUGGAGAUCCUCCCACAUGAGCUCAACUCCCCCGGGAAGCAGAUGCUCAAGGUGCUCUUCAUCCUGCUGGGCUUCAGUGUCAUGGCCUCACUCACGUUUUUGGGCUGAGAGCACGAGAUGGUGACCAUUGUGUUUGGUGAUGUGACGUUUUUCUCCAUGCCAAGAGAGCGUUUUGGCCGCAGGUCCUGGGUUUUCACAUCAUUUCAUUAUUGGAACAUUUUUUUAAAGAACACUGUAAUGCUUGAUUAUUUUAGACACUUCAGUAUACAUUUUUAAAGAUGUUUGGGAAUGAUUUGUAAACAUGACCUAUUUUACUUUAGUUUCAUGGCCUGUUUAAUGAUUAAGUAAGGCAAGGGUAAAACGGGGUGUAUCCGAAUUUUCAUAUGACUGGCAUUCAUUUUGAACCCGCCUGAAGAAACCAAUAGACUUGUUAAAGGCCUUACCAUGUGUAAUAACAUAAUUUCAUUCCGUUAUGUGACAUUAUCAACUAUUUCAAUCUGUACGUGUGGUUUUUGGAAUCAAAUGAGAAGUUUUUGCCCUAAAGGUGCCUUCUCUUUUGCUUAAAAGAAUGUCCUUUUUUGUCAUUGCUGCUACUAGUCUAUCACUGACCUCAUGACAUUUGUGCUGACGUUUUUUUUUUCUUUAGAAUGCAUUUUUAGCUGACUGAUUAUAUUUUGUUGUGCAUAUUAUUUGUAAAAGAAAACUUAAGUUUGAUUCAUUAUCUGAACUUUGUAGACGAUCCUUCCUAAUACCUGAUGCAUUUUGAUCCCCCCCAAAAAUAGAGUGCAAUCAAGAGAAAACAUGAUCGUUGUUAUUUGUACUUUUUUUUUUUUUUCAUCAUCAGUGAGGAAGACUAAUACAAUGUACCAAACAUUUCAAUUCACUUCAUUUGUUUUAGUCUCAAUAAAUAGAAGUGUCAUACCAGCACAUUUUCUAAUUGUGUUCAACAUACAGUAUUACAAGUUUUAAGGACAUAUUCACUCCUUUUAAUGACAGAUAAACCUGUUUUUACAUCUUGGUAAAAUAAAUGUUUUAAAAAGUA